CCAACACAUGCCUCCGGCCCCCGGCACUCCUCCUAAGCCACAGGUGCAACCCAUGAAGCAGCCCUCCGAACCUCCUUUGCCUAGGCAGAACGCGAAGGUCACCCCGCCCUCGCCACCGAAGAUCAUCAUCGACAGGACUCGUUCGCUCGAGUUCAUGCGUGUUGGGUUGCUCGGCGAGGGUGGGUUCGCUCGUGUAUACGAAAUUCAAGACGGACGCGGACAGAGGUCCGCGUGUAAGGUAGUUACCAAGUCUUCUCUCAAAACGAAGAAAGCCAAGACGAAACUCUACGCAGAAAUCAAGAUUCACAAGUCGCUUGACCACCCGAACAUCGUCCGCUUUCAGGACUGUUUCGAAGAUGAGGAGAACGUCUACAUGACCCUCGAACUCUGCCAUAACGGCUCUCUGAUGGACAUGCUCCGCCGGCGGAAACGCUUUACCGAACCAGAGGCGCGCUUCUUCAUGGUCCAACUUAUCGGCGCGUGUCACUAUAUGCACACGCACCAAGUCAUCCAUCGCGACUUGAAGCUGGGCAACAUUUUCCUCGACCGGAAUAUGAACGUUAAGGUUGGCGACUUCGGUCUUGCCGCUCUCAUCGAGCAGCCGGGCGAGCGUAAGAAGACUAUCUGUGGCACCCCGAACUACAUUGCGCCCGAAGUGUUGUUUGACACUGCGAAUGGUCACAGCUUCGAGGUUGACACCUGGUCCAUUGGUGUCAUCCUCUAUACCCUAGUAGUGGGCCGCCCACCCUUCCAAACCAAGGACGUCAAGGCUAUCUACAAGCGUAUCCGUGACAACGAGUACGAGUUCCCCGCAGAUAGGGCGGUCACCAAACUCGUGCAAGAACUUAUUCAGCAGAUCCUUACACCUGAUCCUCAGCAGCGCCCGACGUUGCACGAGAUUGUCGACCAUCCUUGGUUCACCACCGGUACCAUCCCUGGUUACAUCCCCACGUCCGCACACGACGCGCCGCCGGACUUCCGCCACAUCGCACGGACGACGUCCGAGAACAACCUCGCGCGGCUACGUCGCUACGCGCUGCUCGACGAUGACCAGUCGUCAAGCAUCGCGUUGCCGAGCGCUCCUUCCUCGAACGUCAGCACCAACCCCGCAAAGGCGGCUCGCAGUGCCACCUCGAGCCUCGCGCAGCAAGAGAAGGAGUUCCAGAAGGCCGUCCAGCCCGGGAGCCCGAUCUCCGCGCUUCUCAGCUCCGCCCGGCAGCCGCUCAUCGUCGCGCAGCCUGCGCCUGUGGGCGCGCGUGGGGAGCAGCCGCUCUUGCGCAAGCUGCAGGCCGCGAAGGAUUCCGUCAAGUCGCCUGGACGGCCUGGUCGCAUGGGCCUGCACGGCAUCGCGGAGGAACAGGAAGACGAGUACGGCGCGCGUGUAGAGGAGCUGCGGAAGAAGGAGCUCGAGAGCCAGAAGGCGCGGAUCGUCGCGCAGAUGGUGCCCGGGCCGGGCAGCGCGCCCGGCUCCAUCUUCGGCGGGGACGACCAGGAGCAGGAGAACAUGCCUCCUGCGCGGACGCGGGACGCUGCGCGGACGAUCAAGGAGCGCGAGCGGCAGCGGGAGAAGGAGCAGGAGCGCGACUUGGCCCGGGAAGAGCGCGAGCGCGAGCGUGAACGGAUCGAGUCGCCGCUCCCUGCGGGAUUGCCGCUUCGUACGAACAGCUUCGACGUUGCCGCACAGACGCUGACCGAGGCGUUCGAGGCUCAGGCGGCUGGCAAGCUGUUCCGCGAUCCUAGGGAUGACGUCGAUCUUCCGGACCCCAAGGUGUUCAUCUCGUCCUGGGUGGACUACUGCAACAAGUAUGGGAUGGGAUACGCGCUCACGGACGGCUCCGUCGGUGUCCACUUCAACGACAGCACGACUAUUGUGUUGUCUGCCGACAAGCACCACUUCGACUUCGUGUCGGCGCGGAACCAGGGCGCGGUCUACGUUCGGAAGAACUACACGAUAGUAGAGUACCCCGAAGAGCUGAAGAGCAAGAUGUACCUGCUCAAGCACUUCGAAAAGUACAUCAUGGACCGGCUGUACGGCGAGUACGACUGGACGUUCGAGGACACGGAGCGUACGAAGGGCAUGGACUUCGUGCAGAAGUACCUCCGCAUGAAGCACGUCAUCGUCUUCAAGCUCAGCCACGACGUUCUCCAGUUCAACUUCUACGACCACACGAAGGUGAUCGUGUCGAACCAGGGCCUGCUCGUGACGCACAUCGACAAGAACUACUGCCUGACGCGCUUCACGCUGUCGCAGAUCAUGGCGCAGAUGCUCCGCCCCGCACCCGCAGACCCCGACACCGCGAAGUUCCAGCAGCGCCUCGUGGACAAGGUCAAGUACAUCAAGGAGGUGCUCAUCUCGAUCCACACCGCCAGCGCGAACGCGAACGCGAACACCAGCAAGGGCGAGGACGCGCCGGCGCCGGCCCCCGCCCCGGCGCCUGCUCCAGCCCCGACGCGAGUACCUGCCCCGGCGCAGAUGAAGGUGCCGGAGCGGAAGCAGAGGGAGAGGGAGAGGGCGCCGCUCGCGCUUAACUCGCGUGCGUCGAAGAUGUCCCUCCGGUGAUCCUUUGCCCGUGUCAGGCUGCUGGUCGGACCUCGUCUCUCGCGGACGCGCGGCAUAGGCCCGUGUCUGCCCCCCGAACCCUGUCUCGCGGUGCGCGCACGAUGCUAGGUCGUCCGCGCAAGUCGGAGUAGUUGGACUCUCGCCGUGUGCUCGCUCAUCAUCAUCGUCCAGUACAUUCAUACCCCCCAUGUCUCGUCUCGUCCCCGGUUCCGCCUUGCCCUCUUGCCCGCGAGUUAGUCGCUGGGCGCUGAACGUCAGCCAUACACCAUCUCUUUCCCGGCACGUCGCCCCCUCCUCUCGGGGUGGUAUAUAGUAAUAUCUCCGGUUUUAAGGCUGGCGUAUUUGUCGCAUCCUCCUGUCUGCUACGUCACGACUGGCAUACGA
This is a messenger RNA of Trametes versicolor FP-101664 SS1, 2944 nucleotides long. RefSeq names its product Pkinase-domain-containing protein. Gene Ontology annotation, molecular function: protein binding; ATP binding; protein kinase activity. Gene Ontology annotation, cellular component: centrosome; spindle pole; nucleus. The record is from RefSeq and is a predicted model, not a curated record. Gene Ontology annotation, biological process: protein phosphorylation; mitotic cell cycle; regulation of protein localization to mitotic spindle pole body. Lineage: Eukaryota; Fungi; Basidiomycota; Agaricomycetes; Polyporales; Polyporaceae. The coding region runs from base 8 to 2560 and encodes 850 amino acids. The transcript has 6 exons.